AUGGCCUUCGAUCAGAACACUUUGCGAUCGCGCUUCUGUCAUGAGCUUUCGGAAAUGUACAAGAGCGAAGUCCCUCUUUACGGCGAUCUGAUCGAUGUAGUCUGGGAAGCAGACGCAAAAACAGUCCAAAACAGCCAGAACAUCGACGGUGCUCGCGUUAUAAACCCAGACGAUAUUCUACCCGCCCGGUAUCGGGUUGAAAGACACGGAGCAAUCCGACUGGGAACAGCGCAUGAGCUAGCUACAAUUCGUCGCAUGUUUGCUGUGAUGGGCAUGCAUCCAGUGGGCUACUAUGACCUCAGCCUCGCUGGAUUCCCCAUGCACGCUACGGCCUUCCGACCAAAUACCCAAGAGGCGCUCGAUAAGAACCCAUUUCGCGUGUUCACGACGGUCUUGCGAAUGGAUCUUUUGACAGAAAGAACCCGGAAACUAGCACGGAAAGCGCUAGAGCAAAGAGACAUCUUUACGCCCAGACUGCUUGCUCUGUUGGAUAUCGCAGAGAGCCAGGGUUUUCUGACACCAGAUCAAUGCACAGAGCUCAUCAGUAAUGGUCUAGAGACAUUCAGGUGGCACUCAAAAGCAACGGUCAGCCUUGAAGAAUAUGAGCAGCUUAAAGCUGAGCAUCCUCUGAUUGCGGAUGUUGUCUCUUUUCCAAACUGCCAUAUUAACCACUUAACGCCUCGGACGAUUGAUAUCGAUCUUGUACAACGAUUGAUGUUGGAUCACGGCAUGCCUGUCAAGGAUCGUAUUGAGGGACCGCCAAAACGAUCGUGCCCAAUCCUUCUGCGGCAGACAAGCUUCAAGGCGCUGGAGGAAACUGUAUAUUUCAGGGAUCCGUCUGGUUUCUAUGUGAAGGGUUCCCACACCGCACGCUUUGGUGAAGUGGAGCAGCGAGGCUACGCUUUGACUCGAGAAGGACGCCAUCUCUAUGAUCGAAUCUUGAACCAAGUCAAUGCAGAAGCUGCGAAGGAUGACUUGAAAGGAGAGGCCUAUGACAGACUACUAGAAGAGCGCUUCAAGGAGUUUCCCGAUAGUCUAUCGGACCUUCACGAUCUGAGGCUGGGAUAUUUCACCUAUCAGUUGACACCACCGGGCGAUCAGUCGGUUAACGAAAGCGUUGUAUUAUCGGAGCAACUUCCUUCAAUCUCACUUCAGGAUCUACUCAACAAAAAGAUCCUGAGUUAUGAGCCUAUCACAUACGAAGACUUCCUUCCUUUAUCCGCAGGAGGGAUCUUCAAUUCCAACUUGGGUGGUGUCUCCCAGUCCAAGCAACUGAUAAUGAGCGCGGAUCCGGACCUCGAUGGUUUCCAGCGGCUCCUUGGGGCAUGUGUUGCCGAUGAGUUCCAUCUAUAUGCCGAGAUGCAACAGAAAUCGUUGGAAAUCUGUAGGCAGAAACUGCAGUUGAAGAAGAUUAUAGUGUAG
Messenger RNA from Penicillium roqueforti, 1422 nucleotides. RefSeq names its product VOC family protein. Lineage: Eukaryota; Fungi; Ascomycota; Eurotiomycetes; Eurotiales; Aspergillaceae. Bases 1 to 1422 code for a protein of 473 amino acids. The record is from RefSeq and is a predicted model, not a curated record. Gene Ontology annotation, molecular function: oxidoreductase activity. The transcript has a single exon.